AUGAGCCGCGCUCCUUUCGGCGGCCAAAAUCAUUCCGCUCAGAACCUUUUGCCCACCGCUGGUCGACCCAACGUCAACGCGCCGCGUUCUAACCCUCCCCCUGUAAUUAACCAGUUUAGUCGACAAGCUAAACGGAAUUCCAGCUCCACUACCCAUAGCAGUCCGUCAGAAAGUAAUCAUGGUCGAUUCUCUACGGGUCAUCCGUUCUCACUCUCGCCUGCUCCAUCACAAUGGGGAACUCCACUUCUCAUGAAUGCUUCCGAGCCCGACGACUAUCUUCACAACCCCGACCCACGGAGAGAUAGGAAGAACGACUCAGGCGGCUCAAUAUUCACUGCUCGUGGACUAGCAAACCUAGGGUGCCUCACCCUUCUUGCAGUUGGGUGCUACCCGAUUAUUACCCACUAUACGGAGAAGAAGCAGACAACUCAGGGGGGGUUCAACUUAGGGGGCACAAAUGCUUCAGGACAGGUUCCCGAGCUGCCAGGAAAUUAUGGUCUAAUUGACAAGGACACUCCCAAAGAGGCCUAUACUUGGCCUUCCUACAUCGAUGGCGAGGACUUGGUUUUAGUCUUCUCUGACGAAUUCAACAGAGAUGGUCGCACAUUUUAUCCUGGAGAGGAUCCGUUUUGGGAAGCGGUGGACCUACACUACUGGGGCACAAAAAAUUUAGAGUGGUAUGACCCAUCUCAGGCAACUACGAAGGGAGGAAAUUUGGAAUUACGAAUGGAUUUGACCCCUGACCGUUCAGUCAACCAUAACAUGUUGUAUAAAUCUGGCAUGAUCCAAACCUGGAAUAAAUUUUGUUUCACUGGAGGGCUACUUAUCACAAACGUCCAACUUCCUGGAUCAAGUGAUGUUAGUGGUUUCUGGCCAGCUGUUUGGUCUAUGGGAAAUUUAGGACGGGCAGGUUAUGGUGCCAGUUUGGAAGGACUUUGGCCUUACAGUUACGACGAAUGCGACGUUGGAACUCUUCCCAACCAGACGUAUCCCGGCGAAAGGAGGCCACUUGCUGCAGUCACUAACGGUGAUCCUGAAGUUGGCGGAGAGUUGUCAUAUCUUCCAGGGCAACGGCUGUCUGCUUGCACGUGCCCAGGAGAGUCCCAUCCAGGGCCUAUGCGAAAAGAUGGGUCUUACGUUGGUCGCGCCGCCCCGGAAAUCGAUGUCAUCGAAGCGACCGUUACUGAGGGCAUUGGACAUGUUUCAUUAUCAGCACAAUGGGCACCCUUCAACGCCAGAUACCAGUUCCUCAAUCAGAACACGAGCGCCAGUUUCGACGACCCAAGAAGGACAGUCCUCAACUCUUACCAAGGAGGUCGAUAUCAACAGACAACUAGUGGAUUGUCAUUGACCAAUCCCAAUUGCUACGAAAUUCCUGGUACAUGCUUCGCUCUAUACGGCUUUGAAUAUAAGCCUGGGUUUGACGACGCGUACAUCACCUGGAUCAACGAGGUUCGCGCUUGGACAAUUCGCUCAGAAGCACUCUUGCCCGAUACCGAGGUGGAGAUUGGCCGUCGACUCGUCCCUGUUGAGCCUAUGUACCUUAUUGCCAAUCUCGGUAUUUCUGAAGGAUUCGGUGAAAUCGACGUCGGCUUGCAGCUACCUGCCAUCAUGAAAGUUGAUUAUAUUAGGGUGUACCAGCGUAAAGACGAAAUCAACGUCGGCUGCGAUCCCAAAGACUUCCCUACAGCCAAAUAUAUCGAAACUUACAAAGAGGCAUACACAAACCCAAACCUCACUGUUUGGGCAGAUUAUAAACAACCUUGGCCAAAGAACAGGAUGGAUCCCGGAGGGUGUACAUAG
This is a messenger RNA of Psilocybe cubensis, 1803 nucleotides long. RefSeq lists its product as uncharacterized. Gene Ontology annotation, molecular function: glucosidase activity. Gene Ontology annotation, biological process: (1->6)-beta-D-glucan biosynthetic process; fungal-type cell wall organization. Gene Ontology annotation, cellular component: endoplasmic reticulum membrane; plasma membrane. The transcript has 19 exons. NCBI's taxonomy places the organism in Eukaryota, Fungi, Basidiomycota, Agaricomycetes, Agaricales, Agrocybaceae. The coding region runs from base 1 to 1803 and encodes 600 amino acids. The record is from RefSeq and is a predicted model, not a curated record.